Cyprinus carpio (common carp) is the source of this 2620-nucleotide messenger RNA. RefSeq names its product snRNA-activating protein complex subunit 2-like. Gene Ontology annotation, biological process: snRNA transcription. Gene Ontology annotation, cellular component: nuclear body. Gene Ontology annotation, molecular function: RNA polymerase II general transcription initiation factor activity. Lineage: Eukaryota; Metazoa; Chordata; Actinopteri; Cypriniformes; Cyprinidae. The record is from RefSeq and is a predicted model, not a curated record.
UCUAAGAGGCAACAUCUUUUUUCGUUCAUUUUUUCCGUUCAGUGAGUUAAAAUAUUCAGUGUUUGUGUUAAGACGGCAGGCAUUUGUAACCGAUGUUCAUACACAUUUCUGCAACACUUCUAAAACAACUGUUUUGUAGUAGUUGCUCAGUUACAUCCUGCAUACCACAUUAGGCUUUCAUGACAUCCCAUAAUCCACCUGAUCAAAACACGUAUAAACCUUGAUUCUACAGAACUUAGAACAGGCAAUUUCCAAGUACAUGGGAUAUGACUUUUAUGUAAUCUGCAACUAUGAAACCUCCAUUUCGUCGGCGAACUGAACCAAAACGCUUUGUGCCUAAGAGCCCUGAGGAAGAGUCGACAGUGAAUGUCAGAUCCCUCUGCAAAGGAUGGAUUCGCAAAGAUUUGCAGAGCUUUUUGCAAGCUUUGAAACAGCAGCAGAAUUUUGAGUCGGAAUUAGAUCUGACUGAGAUUCAGAAGAAAGUUCCCCACCGUUCUCUCAAAGAGAUCGAAGACCUGAUAAUGACCCUGAAGUCACGAGUGCUACAGAAGGUGUACCUACAGGUGCAGAGUCAGAGGAGAGAGGAGCGCAAAGCUAAAGUUCCCAUUGAAUUGUGGGCAGAGCUGGUACAGAAAGUCUCUAGACCCCAUGAGAAGACUAUUUCUUCUGCCUUUUCCCAGAUGCUUGUGAUUGCUGCCGUUGAGCCCUGUGGCAUGAUGCACUCUGAACCUCCAAACCCCAUCAUCCAAACACCCGCUUUCUCCAGUCUUCACCCUGUCCAGUCCACUAAAAAUCCCUCUCGGCCUUCUGCCUCAGCCAUGAGCCCAAAUCCCAGUGUUUCUGCUCCCUCAGUUGCAUCUCUUAUUCAGCCUGACUCUAGUUCUAAUGCUGUUGACCAUCUUAGCCAGUUAGAUAAUGCAUCAAGCAGUUCACCUCUAGUGCCUAAAACUCCUGAAACACCCACACCAAGAUCCUCACAGACGACGAGAAGCCCAAGCCAUCUGCAGUCACAAGCAGAACCAUCAGUGUCCAGUCCUGUUUCACCAUCAGUUUCCCCAAAUAAGCAAAAUCAAGUUCAGUCGGAACUGUUAGAUCAUGAUUACCCAUGCACACCAAUAACGCUGAAGUGUGUCGUGAAUUUUGACAAGAUUUAUCAAUAUUUAAGUGACAUCGACUCUAAAACCUGCAAUUCAGCUCUUACUUCAAUGGAGAGUGCAGUGCUGUUGGAUAUGCUGAUGUGUUUGCCUGAGGAGCUCCCCUCACUGGACUGCAAGGAACUUCAACAUCAUUUUCUCCAGAUAUACUCACAGCUCACCCAACCUGCAAAAAUGCCAGCUUCCUCUUCAAACACUGACAGGGACAUCCAGCAGGCUAAUGUAGCCGAUUCGACUGCAUUAACACAGAAACUCGGGACUACUGUGGGAUCCACUAAAGAGCCCUCCAGUGAGUCAUCUUUCACAGAACCAGCAAAGGACAAAAAAGACUGGGCUACAGCUGAAACCUGUCCUCUCAAUCCUUUGUUAGUUCCAGUAGCUUUGUUGAAAAGAUCGUCCCUAGAUUCUGAGAAAUGAUAUGCUUAGCCGGUCUCAGUUGAAUUCUGAAGAGGUUCAGCCUAAUUAACAUACUUACGUUUACUUUGUUACAGGUUCGGAUGUUGUUUCUGUCUUUUGUUUUGAGGAUGUGUGCAUAUAAAUUAUUCAUAUUGUUUCACUAAACUUGUGUUGAUAUUUCUGAAUGAUGAUUCUGUUAAAAGUUUGUUAUAAAAAUAGCCAAGACAUAAAACAUAAAAAAUAAACAAUUAAAUACUAAACCAAGUGUCUACAUAUUAAAAUUGUUAGGAAAGGUAAAUGUACAACCUUAUUUUGCCAUUUGUAUGUUAUCACCAGUCUGGUGCUGUUGAGAAAAAAAAGCACUUCCCAAGGUAAACUAAAUUGUAUCCAAGGAUUCUUGUGGAGCUCGACUCAAAGAUUCAGAGGCUCUUUUGGUUCCAAAGUUGUCAUGUGGUGCAACAGGACUCAUUGGUCAUCAUGUAAACAUAUUACUCACUUGUGUAACGCUACUCAGUUGAAAAGGUAAUGCUUAUUAAAGCGAUUGACCCAGUGUUCCCCAAACCUUGUUCCUGAAGGCAAACCUAGGCUACUGUACACAUAUUGGAUUUUACUCAACCAUUUCAGGGCUGCAUUUCCCAGAAGUUAAUCGUAGCAUUGGUGACAACGGUUCUAUGAUCAAGUUAGGUUUCCGAUGCUUUUGGGAAGCAGCCCAGGUCUUGGACUCUACUAAUGAGCUAAUGAGUGGAAUCAGAUGUGUUUGAUUUAGGACCCCUAAAACCUUUUCGAUUGAGUAGCAUUACACAAGUGAGUAACAUGUUUACACGAUGACCAGUGAGUCCUGCUGCACCACAUGAUAUCAUUUGCAACAUUUCUCAAUUAUCAUUUACUGAAUAUCAGUUUCUUUUCCCUGAUUAUCUGUACGAUGUGUGGCUUCCCACCCAGCAUGACCUGUGUAACUCACCAUCCCUCACACACUGUUUGUUAUGCGGCUGAUGAUAAUAUAUCUGAGAUAAAGCAACUCUCUUUGUGAAACACUAGAUUGUAAAAUCAAAUACAUAAGUAUUCAAUUC